Molecule: messenger RNA, 1284 nt
Organism: Didymodactylos carnosus
Lineage: Eukaryota; Metazoa; Rotifera; Eurotatoria; Philodinida; Philodinidae
Source: the annotation of a GenBank genome assembly
AUGAACUCAGAUUUAUAUCUAAGUCCACAAGCUGGAUUGUUUGAGAGCGCUGCUUUUAUCGAGGAACAGAAUAACGAAGUAAAAUCACCAGCAUUACCACGAUUUAAUCCUUCAUCCACACUACUAGCAGCUGGAGAAAUUCGUGUGCAUGACGAUGGACAUCGACAAAGGUGGGAUGGUAAUAAAUGGCAAUUAUUAUGUGUUCAAGAAAAUUGUGAAAAACGCGCACAAAAAGCUCGAUUUUGCUGUGCACAUUUUAAUGAGCAUAAGAAACAAUCAGCAGCAGCGAAUGAUUUCCAAGUUUUAUUAAAAAAAUAUGUACCAAAGAGUGGAAGUAUCAAACAGGAAGAGCAAAACAAUAAUCAAACUUGCAACGACGAAUUUAUUGAAUUGACAGCGUCACCAAAUUCCUUUUUAUCAUUAAAAACAACAGCGUCAACAGCCGUUACUUCAUCACCAAAACUGGGCGAUGUCAGAGUAUGUGGUGAAUCAAAUCGUCGAUAUGUUUAUGCCAUUGGCCAAAAAUGGCGUGCUCUAUGUCAAAAAGAAGGAUGUGAUAGACGAGAAAGAAGUCAUCGACUUUGUACUUAUCAUUUCAAUGAAGAACGAAAUCAAACAAAAAAUUGUAAACAAGAAAGUUUGACAAAUACCGAUGAAGGCGGAACAAAGAGAAGAAAAACUGACUUAAUGCAAGCGUCAGCAUCAAUGGUAACAACGACUGAUACACCAGAAAAAUUUUACAAACGUCCCGAUGGUAAAUGUCAACAUCCAACAGCUUGUGAACAUGCUUCAUUUACACGUUGUCCUCAUUGCUUUAUCAAUAUAUGUUUUCCUCACUUGAUUGAACAUCAGAAUCUGGUGAAAUUACAACGUGAAGAAUUAUUUGUUCAAGCCAAUCGUACCCACACAUUAUUAAAAUCUCUCAAAUUUGAUAAUCAAAAAUAUGCUCAACACGCGCAUAUUGAAAAUGAUCGAUGGAAAGAAAUGGAAAUUAAACGAAUUCUUCGACAACAUGAUGAAAAAGUGCAAAAAAUCAAUCUAGAAUGUCAGCUCAUGGGUGAAAAAUUCCUUGAAAAUCAAACAAAAUUAGUUGAUACUUAUGCAGAAACAAUAACACCAAAACUGGACAUAUUAUCAAAACAAGUUGAUUUAUACCAAUAUGAAAUUGAUGAUGUUCAAUUAAGUUUAGCAUCAUUUCAAGAAUUCGUUCGAGAAUUAAGCAAAAUGGCCGAACAAGAACAACAACAAAAUGCAGAAAGUGAUGGUGAUGCCGUAAUGAGCUAA